GCCUUUCUCUAAAUUAAUUCAAAAUCUACCGGGUAUAUAGAGUUCCCCAUAGAACAUGAACCAAUGUCGGCUGAGGAGUCUUGUGCGGAUGAGACGCUGGGGCACUGACCACCACAUCCUCGCCAGACUUGCACUGCGCUCUAUACAAACUAGCUCUCGGUUGGAUGGAUCUGCCCAGGAUCUGGACUCCUUCGCCAGCGGCUGCAGUGCCUCCUACAUCGAGGGUCUCUAUAACAAGUGGAAGCGGAAUCCACGGUCUGUGGAUGUGUCCUGGGACGAGCUCUUCAGCGGCAAUGAGAGAACUAAGCGUCAUCCCAUCCGAUCCACGCACCCCCGGAAGUACAGACGUCCUCCGGUUGAAAGAACAGCAUUAAAAGCUCGUUUGGGCGAGAGAACGGCAUCCGGCGGAGGAGCCUCUCCAGCUCCUUCUGCACCUCCCAGCGACUGGAAGAAUAUCGAUGAUCACCACACCAUCCAGGCCAUCAUCCGGGCUUAUCAAUCACGUGGUCAUUUGGCCGCCAAUCUGGAUCCUUUGGGUAUUGUUGGGCCUCAGAAAACCACCUCUCUAGAUGGCUCCCAACGGCAGGCGGCCAGGGAGGUGCUCCGCCAGCACUACUCCUAUAUAUUUGGAGAUCUCAAUGCCAUGUUCAAGUUGCCCUCCUCCACGAUGAUAGGCGGUGAUGAGGAGUUUUUGACAUUAAAAGAGAUCCUGGAUCGCUUGGAGCGCAUCUAUUGCGGUUCCAUUGGAGUGGAGUACAUGCAGAUCAAUUCGUUGACCAAGACCAAUUGGAUAAGGGAUAGGCUAGAAAAACCAGGAGGAUUGGAUUUAACCAAGGAUGAGAAGAAGUUAAUCCUAGAGCGAUUGACUCGGGCAACGGGCUUUGAGAACUUUUUGGCGAGGAAGUUUUCAUCGGAAAAACGUUUUGGCCUCGAGGGUUGCGACAUCAUGAUACCCACUAUAAAAGAGGUAGUAGACACAGCCACCAAUCAUGGAGUAGAAUCGAUCCUUAUAGGAAUGGCUCAUCGGGGACGCUUGAAUGUGCUGGCCAAUAUCUGCCGGAAGUCCAUUGCCGACAUUCUAUCCCAGUUCCAUGGGCUAAAAGCCAGCGAUUCGGGUUCGGGGGAUGUGAAGUACCAUCUGGGAGUCUUCCAGGAGCGUCUCAAUAGACAAACCAAUCGCAUGGUGCGCAUCACCGUGGUGGCGAAUCCCUCGCAUCUGGAGCAUGUGAAUCCGGUGCUGCUGGGCAAGGCGCGGGCGGAGAUGUUCCAGCGAGGCGAUACCAAUGGCAGCAAGGUGCUGCCCAUCAUCAUCCAUGGAGAUGCCUCCUUUUCGGGACAGGGUGUGGUCUACGAGUCGAUGCAUCUGUCGGAUCUGCCCAACUACACCACUUACGGCACCAUACACAUUGUUUCCAAUAACCAAGUGGGCUUCACCACGGAUCCCCGGUUCUCCCGCUCCUCGCGCUACUGCACCGAUGUGGCCAAGGUGGUGAUGGCACCCAUCUUCCAUGUAAAUGCCGACGAUCCGGAGGCCUGCAUCCAGUGCAGCCGCAUUGCUGCCGACUAUAGGAACGAGUUCAAGAAGGACGUGGUCAUUGACAUAGUGGGCUAUCGCCGGAAUGGACAUAACGAGGCGGAUGAGCCCAUGUUCACCCAGCCACUGAUGUACCAGCGCAUCCGGAAGCUGAAGCCCUGCCUGCUGCUCUACGCCGAGAAGCUGAUCAAGGAGGGCGUCCUGACGGAUGCCGAAUUUAAGGGCAUGGUCGCGAACUACGACAAGAUCUGCGAGGAUGCCUGGACCAAGUCCAAGUCGAUCAAGAGCAUAAGGUACUCCUCCUGGAUCGACUCCCCCUGGCCGGGAUUCUUCGAGGGUCGCGAUCGCCUGAAGUUGUGUCCCACUGGCAUCAGCACGGACACCCUGAAGACGAUCGGCAACAUAUUCUCCAGUCCUCCGCCGCCGGAGCACAAGUUCGAGAUGCACAAGGGCAUCCUCCGCAUCCUGGCGCUGCGGAAGCAGAUGGUGCAGGACAAGGUGGCCGACUGGUCGCUGGGCGAGGCCUUCGCCUUUGGCUCCCUCUUAAAGGAAGGCAUCCACGUCCGCCUAUCCGGUCAGGAUGUGGAGCGCGGCACCUUCUCGCACAGGCAUCAUGUGCUGCACCACCAAUCCGCCGACAAGGUUGUCUACAUCGCCCUGGAUCACCUGUACCCCGACCAGGCGCCCUACUCCGUGUCCAAUAGCUCCUUGUCCGAGUGCGCCGUCCUGGGAUUCGAGCACGGCUACUCCAUGGCCAGUCCCCAUGCGCUGGUCAUGUGGGAGGGUCAAUUUGGUGACUUUUGCAACACGGCGCAGUGCAUCAUCGAUACUUUUAUAGCCAGCGGAGAGACCAAGUGGGUGCGCCAGUCGGGAGUGGUGCUGCUCCUUCCCCACAGCAUGGAGGGCAUGGGUCCGGAGCAUUCCUCCGGGCGGAUUGAGCGCUUCCUGCAGAUGAGCGACGACGAUGCGGAUGUCUAUCCGGAUACCUGCGAUGCCGACUUUGUGGCCCGCCAGCUGAUGAAUGUCAACUGGAUCGUGACGAAUCUCUCCACGCCCGCCAAUCUCUUCCACUGCCUGCGACGCCAGGUGAAAAUGGGCUUCCGCAAGCCACUGAUUAACUUCUCGCCCAAGUCGCUGCUCCGCCAUCCGCUGGCCAGGAGUCCCUUCAAGGACUUCAACGAGUGCAGCUCCUUCCAGCGGCUCAUCCCGGAAAAUGGGCCAGCUGGCAAACAGCCCGAUUGCGUCAAGAAGUUGGUCUUUUGCUCUGGCAAGAUAUACUAUGAUCUCUUCCAGGAGCGCGAUGACCACGAGCAGGUGGAGUCUGUGGCUCUGGUGAGGGUAGAACAGCUGUGUCCCUUCCCCUACGACCUGAUCAGCCAGCAAUUGGAGAUGUAUCCAAAAGCAGAGCUUUUGUGGGCCCAGGAGGAGCACAAGAACAGUGGUGCCUGGUCCUAUGUGCAGCCUCGUUUCGAUACCGCGCUGCUCAAGAACGAAAACGAAAGCCGCUGCGUUUCCUAUCAUGGACGACCGCCCAGCUCCUCGCCAGCCACUGGAAACAAGGUGCAGCACAAGAACGAGUACAAGGCCAUCAUCAAGAGCAUUUUCGGGGAGCUGACGCCGGAGAACAAGAAGCGUCUGGAGGAUAAGAUCAAGGAGCAGCAGGCUAAGGCCAAGGCGAACUCUGGUAGCAAGCCAACUCCGCCAGCAAAGGGCGGUUCGUCGCCAGCAGGUAAGGGCGAUUCUGCAGGCAAGAAGAGAUCCGGUUCCGCUCCAGCUUCGUCCAUUGCUCCUACAGGUCCCGCUCCAGCUGCAGCAGGUCCCGCCCCUCGAAAGCCAUCGAUUUCGUACCCAAGUAGGCCUCCUCGAGGGGAAUCUGCAGGCAAGAAAAGGAUGACUUCGGCUCCAGGCAUGGAUUCAGCUCCUCAAGAUUCAGCAGCGCGAAGUCCAAGCAGAAACCCAGCUUCUCCUGCCCACGAUGGUGUAUCGCCGUCAACUAGGGAUGAAUCCUUAGCCAGGAGAAGGCCAGGUUCCGCUCCAGCUCCAAGUCCGACUACCACAGCUUCAGCUGCUCGAACGGCUCCACCUUCUACUGCAUCUACCAAAUCUUCAACUGUUCGGAGUCCAUCGAAACUAGAGUUUAUUAAGCGCAAGCCUUCACGAGAUCCAUCAGUUAGUAAGAGCAAAACCCAGAAGGUUCCCCAGGAAACUCCAGUCGAUCCAACAAAGCCGGAGCCCUAGCCACAUCCAACAUCCUUCUACAC
Drosophila takahashii is the source of this 3795-nucleotide messenger RNA. RefSeq names its product 2-oxoglutarate dehydrogenase-like, mitochondrial. Gene Ontology annotation, molecular function: thiamine pyrophosphate binding; oxoglutarate dehydrogenase (succinyl-transferring) activity. NCBI's taxonomy places the organism in Eukaryota, Metazoa, Arthropoda, Insecta, Diptera, Drosophilidae. Gene Ontology annotation, cellular component: mitochondrion; oxoglutarate dehydrogenase complex. Gene Ontology annotation, biological process: tricarboxylic acid cycle. The record is from RefSeq and is a predicted model, not a curated record.